Molecule: messenger RNA, 4285 nt
Organism: Agrilus planipennis (emerald ash borer)
Lineage: Eukaryota; Metazoa; Arthropoda; Insecta; Coleoptera; Buprestidae
Product: probable multidrug resistance-associated protein lethal(2)03659
Exons: 21
Coding region: 17-4054 (1345 amino acids)
Biological process (GO): transmembrane transport
Cellular component (GO): membrane
Molecular function (GO): ATP hydrolysis activity; ABC-type transporter activity; ATP binding
Source: RefSeq, a predicted model, not a curated record
CAUCUCUUGAUGGAAAAUGAGGAAUUUUCAAGCUCAAACUUUGGAAAAGAAUCCUAGAGCUAAUGCGAAUUUCAUUUCAGCUUUAACAUUUUGGUAUACUUCGAAAAUUUUUAAAAUAGGAUGGAAGCGCGAGCUAGACGCACAUGAUCUAUCGGCACCACUUAGAGAACAUAAAUCAUCAAUUCUUGGUCGACGAAUAGCGCACUUAUGGACUAUUGAAUAUACUCAAGCUGCAGAUACUGAAAAAGAACCGAGUAUGUUAAAAGUUAUUUGGAGAUGCUUUAGGUGGGAGUUUGUUAAAUAUGGGGCAAUCGUUGCAUUCAUGGAACUUGGAUUAAGAAUAUUUCAACCUUUUUUCCUUGGAGCUAUGCUGAAAUAUUUCGAACCUUUUAAUAAGAACAAUACAAAUCCUCCACGUUUCCCAAUGUAUUUGAAUCGAAUUUUUAACUAUUGGACUUCAAAUCAAAGUCCCAUUCAAAAGAGCGAAAUGUAUUUUUUUGCAUCUGGUAUAAUAGUUACUUCGUUCUUGCCUACAAUAAUUUUGCACCCGUAUAUGAUGGGAGUGACUCAUUUGGGAAUGAAAAUAAGAAUAGCAUGUUCUUCAUUAAUCUACAGAAAGGCCUUAAGGAUAGACAUAGCAGCUUUGGGAGGUGAAACUGUUGGACACUGUGUUAAUUUAUUAGCUAUUGACGUAAAUAAGUUUGAUAUCACCCCUUUGUUUUUCCACUACAUCUGGGUGAGCCCCCUCCAAACACUAUUAUGUUUUUAUUGCUUAUGGAGGGAAAUCAAAAUUGCGGCAGCUAUUGGUAUGAUAUCGAUUGCAAUCUUUAUCCCGAUACAAGUAAUAUUCGCAUUUAAAAUAAUAAAAUUCAGAGCACAAACGGCAGUGCAAACGGACGAAAGGCUGAGACACACCAACGAGUUUAUACAAGGGAUGCAAGUGUUGAAAAUGUACGCUUGGGAGUAUCCUUUGGCCAAAUUGAUCCACAAAAUUCGCAGCGAAGAAAUGAAGUAUCUUAAACCGGCUUCGUAUAUACGAGGUCUAUUCAUGUCAUUUAUACUUUUUACCACUCGUCUCGGAAUAUUUUUGAGUUGUAUGUCGCAUGUUAUGUAUGGGGGGAAGUUAACAGCUUCGAAAAUGUUUUUUAUAGUCGCUCAUUACUUCAUACUGAGGCAAACCAUGACCGUGUAUUUUCCACAAGGUGUUGCUCAGGUGGCUGAAGCUUAUGUUUCAAUCAAAAGAAUUGAAGCGUUCAUGAAAAUUCACGAAACAUCUAUUGGUGAUCCAUCUGUGUUGGAUCCUAAGAAUACUCAAGCUAUAUUUCGAAGCGUAACUCCUAAUGAUUUGCUUAGUGUUGGUGCUUUAUUACAAAAAGGGGUUUUUAUGAAUAAUAUUAUUGUCAAAUACGGUGAUUACGUUUGUAUAAACGAUCUGACUGCGAAUAUUGUACCCGGUCAACUUACUGCAGUGAUUGGACCAAUUGGGGCUGGCAAAUCAGCCCUUCUUAAUACCAUACUGGGAGAGUUAAUCCCUUCGUUCGGUGAUAUUAAAGUAAAUGGAAUUGUUUCUUAUGCAUCCCAAGAGGCCUGGCUAUUUUCAGGUUCAGUUCGGGCGAACAUACUUUUUGGUGAAUAUUUCGAUAGGAUCCGUUACAGAGAAGUGGUAACGGUAUGCACUCUGAUAAGGGAUUUCACCCUACUCCCGUUUGGUGACAGGACGAUUGUUGGAGAACGUGGAGCGUCUUUAAGCGGAGGUCAGAGAGCCAGGGUUAAUUUGGCCCGUGCUGUUUACAAAAAAGCCGACAUUUAUUUAUUGGAUGACCCCCUUUCGGCGGUAGACCCUAACGUAGCUCUGCAACUAUUCACAAAUUGCAUUACGGGCUAUUUAAAAUCGAAAGCGGUCGUAUUGGUAACACAUCAGUUACAAUUUUUACAAAGUGCCCAGCAGGUAAUUGUUAUGGAGGAUGGGAAUAUAUUGGGCAGAGGGACUUAUAAUGAACUCGAAUCGUCUGGAAUUAAUUUCACUCGAUUACUUCACACGACGCCAGUCCCCGUUACUGAAACUUACUCCGAACCACCCGAACCACGACUUCAACCGCGUAGUUUAAGUCUAGUUGGCAAACAAUCUUCAACAAUUAUACCAGAAGAAGUCGAUGAAAUACGUACUUAUGGCAAAAUGGGAAGUUAUGUUUACAAAGAAUACAUUAAAUCAGGAGGAAAUUGCUGUGUCAUAUUGAUAGUCACGCUGAUGUUUUUAUUUACACAAUUUUUCGCGAGUGGUUGUGAUUUGUUUGUCGCAAAAUGGGCACAAUUAGAAGAAAAAAGAGCAUCAUUAGGAACAGCCGAGUCCUUAGGAUUUUGGAACGUUUUAACCAGAAAAGAUUGCAUUUUGGUUUUUUUCAUUCUAAUUAUGGGCGACGCCACGUUUGCAAUAUCAAGAUCAUUCAUUUUUUAUAGUGUUUGUAUAAGAGCAGCAGUAAGAUUGCAUGACAGGAUGUUUUCUAGUAUACUUCACGCAAAAAUGACUUUUUUUCACACGAAUCCGUCAGGACGAAUAUUAAAUCGUUUUUCGAAAGACAUAGGGGCGAUAGAUGAAGCUCUACCUUCUUCUCUUAUAGACACAAUACAGAUUUGUUUGAAUCUUGUCGGUGCUGUUAUAGUUAUCGGAGUUUGCCAUUAUUUACUGAUUAUUCCUACAGUCCUUGUUAUUGUAAUGUUUAUAGCUUUGAGAAAUUAUUACUUGAGGACUAGUCGAAGUGUUAAAAGACUGGAUGCAAUUACUAGAAGUCCCAUAUUUACCCACAUCAAUGCCACAAUUCAGGGGCUUAUAACGGUAAGAUCGGAAGGAAAAGAAUCGAUUUUAUUGGAAGAGUUUGACGAACUUCAGGAUAUACAGAGCAGUGCUUACUUCUAUUUUUUAAGCACAUCAAGGGCUUUUGGUUAUUGGCUUGAUAUAAUUUGCUGCUGUUAUAUUACUACAGUUACGCUGUUCUACACUUUUACGGAAAUAGAGGGUGAAGGACCUAGUACUGGAUUAGCAAUUACGCAAGCCAUUGGACUAAUUGGGGUGUUCCAAUGGGGUAUGAGACAGUCAGCAGAAGUGGAAAGUCAUAUGACAUCAGUCGAAAGAGUUCUAGAAUUCAUUUAUGAGGUUGAACAAGAACCACCAUUGGAAUCAACCCCAGAUCAAAAGCCUCCUCCUUCCUGGCCAAAAUAUGGGAAGUUAGAAUUUCAAAAUUUUAGUUUAAGAUACGAUGUUGUAGGAAGUCCGGUUUUAAACAAUCUCAACAUUACAAUCCAUCCCAGGGAAAAGGUUGGUAUCGUUGGCAGAACUGGGGCUGGAAAGUCUACUCUAAUUUCGUCCUUAUUUCGACUAGGAUACGAAUCAGGAUUAUUGCUAAUUGAUGGUAUUGACAUUAGCAAAAUGGGCCUUCACGAUUUAAGAAAAAAAAUUUCAAUUAUUCCACAGGAACCUGUUCUUUUUUCUGGUACCUUAAGAUACAAUUUAGAUCCGUUUGAUGAGUACCACGAUGGUCUACUUGUUGCAGCGCUUGUUGACGUAGAAAUCAAAGUCGCAGUAAUAAAUGGUGCCGCAUGUUUAAAAUUAAUAAUAUCAGAAGGAGGGCAAAACCUAAGCGUUGGACAGAGACAAUUGAUUUGCUUAGCAAGAGCAAUUGUAAGAAACAAUAAAAUACUCGUUAUGGACGAAGCUACAGCUAACGUUGAUCCUACGACAGAUUUUUUAAUUCAACAAACUAUAAGGACAAAAUUUAAGCACUGUACCGUCUUAACAAUUGCACAUAGACUUGCUACUGUUAUGGAUUCUGAUCGAAUUUUGGUACUGGAUGCUGGUAAUGUUGUGGAAUUUGAUCAUCCUCACAUUUUAUUACAAAAUAGUGAUGGUUUAUUAUCUCAACUGGUAUUAAAAACGGGAACAUCGAUGGCUAAGCAGUUAAAAAAGACAGCAGAAAAAAGUUACUCACAAGCAAAGUCUGAUACUUACGAAGGAGACGACGAAAUGGAUUUAGACCAAAGUAACAGCCGGAAACAAUAAUUAUGUUUUCGCUUACAUUGUCAAAAAUACAUUGCAUAUUACGUUAAAUAUUAUAAAUAUUAAUUGGGUGAAAUAAUUUUAUUUUUAGUUUUAUAACAAUAAGCAAAAACGGAAAUCUUACUGCGAGAAUUCAUAUGUGUUUGUCAUAACCGAUUAUUUCAACAACUACUGUUACUGAAAUUUGACGAAGUUGUUGGAUAUAGUUGCAUCUAUCUAUUCCAAAUAAAAUAA